GCGGGCGCUGGGCUGGGCUGGGGGCAGCGUUUGGCCCGGCCAGUUCGGGUGGCGCGGGACGUCCUUACCUGCGCCUGGUUACCGCAGCGGCUCUUGGAAAAGAGGGAAGAAAUACGCAGGAGCAUGGCGGCUUUGAACUGGAAGCCGUUUGUGUACGGAGGACUGGCUUCAGUCACUGCAGAAUGUGGUACUUUCCCAAUUGAUCUGACAAAAACACGUCUCCAAGUACAAGGCCAGAAAAAUGAUGUAAAGCAUAAAGAAAUCCGUUACCGUGGAAUGCUUCACGCAUUAGUGAAAAUAUUCAGGGAAGAAGGACUGAAGGCCUUAUACUCUGGAAUUGCCCCUGCUAUGUUACGCCAGGCCUCUUAUGGAACUAUAAAAAUAGGCGCAUAUCAGACCCUGAAAAGAAUAUUUAUCGAACGGCCAGAAGAUGAAACGCUGGCCGUCAAUGUAUUGUGUGGGGUUCUGUCUGGUGUAAUUUCAUCUUCUAUUGCUAACCCCACUGAUGUCUUGAAGAUCAGAAUGCAAGCUCAAGGAAGCCUCAUUGAAGGUGGAAUGAUUGGCAACUUCAUGAAUAUUUAUCACAACGAAGGCACUAGAGGCUUGUGGAAGGCAAUCUCUCUUACCGCUCAAAGAGCCGCUGUGGUCGUUGGUGUCGAGCUGCCAGUCUAUGAUCUUGCCAAAAAGCAUAUAAUUCUCAGUGGGUUCAUGGGAGACACAGUGUAUACUCACUUUCUAGCAAGUUUCACAUGCGGCUGGGUUGGAGCUCUGGCAUCCAACCCCAUCGAUGUUGUGAGAACGCGGAUGAUGAAUCAGAAGACUUUACGAACUGGACCCCAGCAUGGCUACAAGGGGACUCUAGACUGCUUGCUUCAGACCUGGAGGAACGAAGGUUUUUUUGCAUUGUACAAAGGAUUCUGGCCAAACUGGUUGAGACUUGGUCCUUGGAAUAUUAUUUUCUUUGUAACUUACGAACAGCUGAAGAACUUGGACUUCUGACAUUCUGAAAAUUGAAGAUGUUGAGUCAUCUGCUGGUGAACCUAACCCUCAAGUGUUCUUUCAGGGAUUAUUCAACUAAAGAUUGCAGAAUUGAUGAAAGCAAGUUGUUGGUGCAAGAAUGUUAAAUCUUAAAAGUUCUCAAGUAUUACAGAACAGGGUGUAGCUUGAGACUGGAACAGACCUUAGCACUGGGUUUGAAUUUCAUCUUUCAUAAAUGUUAUGAAUAUUUCAAUAUUAGGACUUGACAUGUCAGAAUGGGAACAAGUGAAAUUAACAAUUUGGUGUAGGUCUUCUUUCACUCUCUGUUCGUUUAGAACAGUGUUUCUCAACCAUGGCAACUUUCAGAUGUGUGGUCUUCAACUCCCAGAAUCCACCAGCCAGCCAUUAUGGCUGUGGAAUUCUGGGAGUUGAAGUCCACAUGUCUUAAAGUUGCCAAGGUUGAGAAACACUAAUUUAAAAUCAGCUGUUUCCAGUGGUCAAUAGCUAAUGUGUUCACAAUUUUGAGAACUUGUACUUUAUACCAAAGACUAGGCCAUGGAGAAACACACUUCAUAAAGCAUCCCAUUGUAUGGAGUGGCAUUGCAUAAAUAAUGUGCAAAACGUGUCUACAAAAAAGUUGAAAACCCUUUUUCUCUUGAAACACGUCAGUGCCAUUUCUUUUUAAAUUUAGCAUUACAUUAAUGCUGAAUUAAAUUCAUUAGUGUGAGGUUUUGGUAGUGUCUUAAUAUCCCCCCCCCCCAGCUGACAAUCUGAGCAGAUCUAAUCUCAUAUAUUUUUAUUUAGAAAGGUUCUGUUAUGGGCAGCAGAUGAACCUUGCAUAAACACCACUUCAGCAUGCUUUCUGGGGAGUGGUUAAGUCACUACCCUACUCCAUGUUUUGAGAGAAUAAUAAUAAUAAUAAUAAUAAUGAGCAAUGUUGAAAUUAUGAAGACCCAUUCAUAUAUGCCAGGUUAUUACAGGUAUAUUGUAUUCAGGUUAGAUUAUGUCUCAACAGACCUGAUUUUUCUUCCAUCUCACUGGGCUGUGUCCAGAGAAUCCAAUAAGAUCUUAAGUCCAGACAAUUUUUAGUGGUGGUUAAGACAAGUACAUAACACCAUCAUUUCCCAAAGACUGCUGCCUUAUGUAUAAGCAAGCUCUUCUUCCCAAGAUAUUUAGGAAUAGAGUUGCCAUGGCUACAGACAUGAUUUUGGGCCUACAUGGGACCACUGCUUUGGAAAAGCUUCUGCCUGUCUUGCCUUCAUGGCAUAGACACACGUAAUCUUUUCAGUCCAAUAGGAAUUUUAUAUAUGUUUCCAGGUCUGCAUAAAAGUGUUUUUCAUGUAGGAUUGUGGUGUUGGCAGUGGUAGUUUAAGAUCGUUCAAGUGACUUCCUUGAGACACUUGUCCAGAGAAGAAGUUGGACUGCCAGCUUGAGACUUGCAAACUCAAGCCACAUUGAUCAAACAUUUUUAUUAUACUUGACACACAAAUGAUAGUGUUUUCUCUUCUUGGAGAACAGCUGCACUGAAAUCUGCAUGCUGACCAGGUCAACUUCGCUAAAACCAAAGGUUAAUAAUGUGUUUGUACACCAUGUUUGUAGAUUUUGUUUCCAGAGAGUGCCUUUAGAGGAUAUGAAUAUAAUAAUAGUUUGUGAGUAGAAACAAAGAUUUAGGUACCUGUAUGGAAGUAGUUGAAAUAAUUUGCAAUACAGUUACAAUUCCAGCAGUACACAGUUUAAGGAAUGUCAGUUUUCCAUUCAGUGUGAAGAUGCACAAGCCACUUUUUACAUUCACAUUAACAAAUGUUUCUUUUGUUACAGAGUUUUAAAGGUUGGAAUGACAGGUUGUGCUCUAUGGUCACUUCAUUAGGAGUAUGUGAAAAACGGGUAAAAUAUCUUUGUGUGAAUUGUGAAACAAGCUGAGGCUCAACCCAUGAGAGUAAUCCAUGGAUUUUGAAUUCUAAGAUUCAGACCAGUUUUUAAUAGUUGUUCGGCAGAAUAUGUUGAGACAAAACACGAACAAAUUUCUUUUUUAAAUUAAAAAGCAGCUAUUUUCAUUAUUAACUAAUCUAUACUGAAUUUAUAUUCCGUCUUCAAGGGCACAGACAGCUUUUACAGAGUUGCAGAUAUACCUUUUUUUCCUUUUUGUUUAUCAGCAAAGAAAAGUGUAACGUUUUUGUCAGUAACAGAUAUAGAUGUCCUGUACGAGCCACAAGUCCAACAUGCAUAUCAUGAUGUCAUUGUGCAGAUGAUGCUAAUAAUGUAUUUUGCACAAUUUGGGUAAUGACAUCCUUCCUUAGCAGACACCUGAUGGCAGCUUGAUCUUUCGAUACCAAAAUGUAAUCUGUAUUUUUCAAAAAUAUCUGUCUUUUCCAUGGUGUGUGUAGUAGUGUCUUCUCCAGCUCUCCUCUUUCCACUCAGAUCACAAGGAAUGAGUGGCCAUAUGUGAAACACUCACAAUAAACGUCUGGGGAUUGAUUGAGUUACACAUGGUAGUUCAUCCCUAGUACCAGCAUUCCAGCAUUAGCAGCUUCAGCAGUUGUGCAUUUAGUGAAGUCCUUCAUGCAGAAGUCGCCACGUGCACCCAUCAAAAACAGGAAGAUCUAAAAACUGGAAUACCAACAGUGGGGAAAAGGCUGUUUAAUACCUAAGCAGAUGUGUGUAUUUUUUAAUGGCACAUUUUUUGCUACUUCUUUUUCCUUUUUGUUUGAGAAAACCAUUUUUGUCUGAGAAAACCAUUUUUGUUUCCUUCCAGUCUUUGGUACUGGGAAGUCUCUGGAAACUGCCCCCCUAUGAAUUUAGAUAAUGGAAAACUUCUGAAAAUCAGGCCAAGAAGAUUACAUGGUAGUGAUUACCAAAGGGUGAUCAAGUGAUCUAGGCAUUUGGUUUCAUCAAUAAACAGCGCAAACUAGCUGUUCAGAAAUGUUUUCCUGGAUUAUAUUUGGGAGAUUUGUUCCUGUAAGGGUAUGUGUGUUCCAUAAAAACACAUUCUUGGUAAAUUAAAAUGGCAAUUCCUUCUCAUGCUGCUCCAUUGAAUUGCUAGAAUGGUGUAUUAAAAUGAAAGCAGUUGGUUUAACGCCACAAUUUUUCAAAAUUGUUAACACGCCUGUUACAACUAUUAUGCUGUCAAUGCCCAUUUUGAAUGUUUAUUUGCCAGGCUGUUAAUGGCUGUUGUGGUAAUGCUAUUUAUUUGUGCAUGUUCUGCACGGUUGGUUAAUAAGCUUUCAUUAUUUAGUAAGAAGAAGGUCAUCUGGAUUUUUUUAAGGUCAUGCAGAAGAACAUUAAAAUUGCUGUUUGUUAAUGUCUUCCUAUCAUGGGAAAGUUUUGACUUGGAUGUACCUUUAUCUGCAAGAAUAAACUUCAUUAUUUUGUCUUA
Molecule: messenger RNA, 4351 nt
Organism: Candoia aspera
Lineage: Eukaryota; Metazoa; Chordata; Lepidosauria; Squamata; Candoiidae
Gene: SLC25A30
Product: solute carrier family 25 member 30
Exons: 10
Coding region: 124-999 (291 amino acids)
Biological process (GO): transmembrane transport
Molecular function (GO): transmembrane transporter activity
Source: RefSeq, a predicted model, not a curated record